GCGGAGCCUGCAAAAUCUGAGAGGUCCCCACAACGUCGAGCGGAAGAAAGUGGACACAAGAUAUAAGGAAAACGCCAGAAGAGAGGGUUAAAUAAUUCUUACAUAACCGAUUCACUUCAUUGAAGAUUCCCUGGCUAGGGCAGGAGCUGCCAUGCCAUUUGGUUGUCUGACGCUCGGGGAGAAGAAGGAUUACAACAAUCCCGCUGAAGUCACCGACAAAUAUGACCUGGGACAAGUCGUUAAGUCAGAAGAGUUUUGCGAGAUAUUCCGGGCGAAGGACAGGAACACGCUGAAAAUGUACACCUGCAAAAAGUUCAACAAAAAAGACGGCAGGAACGUGAGGAAAGCGGCCAAGAACGAAAUCAUGAUUCUAAAGAUGAUAAAACAUCAUAAUAUCCUCCAGCUGGUUGAUGCCUUUGAAACUAAGAAAGAGUACUUUAUCUUUCUGGAACUAGCAACAGGCAGGGAGGUGUUUGACUGGAUCUUAGAUCAGGGCUACUACUCGGAGAGGGACACCAGCAACGUGAUGAGGCAGGUGCUGGAGGCCGUGGCGUACCUGCACUCUCUGAAUAUCGUCCACAGAAAUCUAAAACUGGAGAACCUAGUGUACUUCAAUCGCUUGAAACACUCCAAAAUUGUUAUCAGUGACUUCCAGCUGGCAAAACUGGAAAACAGACUUAUUAAGGAUCCGUGCGGAACCCCGGAGUACCUCGCUCCUGAGGUCGUUGGGAGGCAGAGAUAUGGACGACCUGUGGAUUGCUGGGCAAUUGGGGUUAUCAUGUACAUACUUUUGUCUGGGAACCCUCCUUUUUACGACGACUCCGACGAAGAUGACCCUGACAGUCGGGACAAGAACCUCUUCCUCAAAAUUUUGGCAGCGGACUAUGAAUUUGACUCCCCGUACUGGGAUGAUAUUUCAGAUUCCGCCAAAACCUUAGUGGCAUCUUUGAUGGAGGUGGACCAGGACCAGCGACUGACCACGCAGGAGGCUAUUGCCCAUGAAUGGAUUUCGGGGAAUGCUGCCUCCGAUAAGAACAUCAAAGAUGGCGUUUGUGCACAAAUAGAAAAGAACUUUGCAAAAGCCAAGUGGAAGAAAGCUGUCAGAGUGACCACCCUCAUGAAGAGGCUCCGGGCAUCCGAGCAGGGGGAUUCGGGAGCUUCCGGAUCCGACGCCGGAGCACCCGCCGGCACCGCUGUCGUUCCGGUGGUGGCUGGCGGUGGCCUUGGCCUUGCCGCCAGCCUAAAGGCAGCUCUUAGUGCAAACGCUCCCGACACACAGACUCCAGCCACCCCCGCGGACCCUCAGCCGAGUACAGCCAGAGCCGAGGAGAAGUCGGAUGAAAGGUGCAAUGGUGAUGUUCUCUAAAGAAAAAGAAAGAGCGGGAAUUAACAUAGACAAAGAAGAAGAUUCAUGAUGAAUAACAAGCACAUUAGCAGUACAGUCAAUACGGUUGACAUAACCAUGUGGUGUUUAUGUUGUCCGACUAUACUCUGAUGUAUCCUAUGUUAUGCAUUUCAUAAUUUUUGCCUUCUGUACUGAUUGUUCUGUAGAAUUCACCACUCUCCUGUUACUUUGUGUGCAGUUCCCUUUAAUUUAAAAAAAAAAAUACAUGUCGUUCAAAGUAGCUCCACUUUUGUGUCCCUUUUCCCCUGUGACUAACUGUAGAAAGGCAAAGUGUAAUUUAGUGAAUUCAGUCACAUCAACUGACUGUAUGUACUGUACAUGUAAAUAGUGUGCAUUUGUUUCAAACCAAUGGCUUGUGGUAAGCUUCAGAUUUUAGUUCAUGCCGUAGAGGUUUCAUUUUAAAAAAAGAAAGAAAAAGACUUAUUUCCAAUGUGAAUAUUUGAAAUAAUACGUAAGAAAAUGCAAACAAUAGUAAAAUCGUUAGAAUUUUUCAUACAUGUCUUAACCCUCCCGUUAUGUUGUGGUUCAAAUUGACCCAUUUAAAAACAAACAAACAAAUAUGCA
This is a messenger RNA of Phycodurus eques (leafy seadragon), 1969 nucleotides long. RefSeq names its product CaM kinase-like vesicle-associated a (gene camkva). Lineage: Eukaryota; Metazoa; Chordata; Actinopteri; Syngnathiformes; Syngnathidae. Gene Ontology annotation, biological process: peptidyl-serine phosphorylation. Gene Ontology annotation, molecular function: calmodulin binding; calcium/calmodulin-dependent protein kinase activity; ATP binding. The transcript has 11 exons. The record is from RefSeq and is a predicted model, not a curated record. Bases 152 to 1366 code for a protein of 404 amino acids. Gene Ontology annotation, cellular component: intracellular anatomical structure.